Molecule: messenger RNA, 1938 nt
Organism: Lachancea lanzarotensis
Lineage: Eukaryota; Fungi; Ascomycota; Saccharomycetes; Saccharomycetales; Saccharomycetaceae
Gene: MSC7
Product: LALA0S09e01948g1_1
Exons: 1
Coding region: 1-1938 (645 amino acids)
Molecular function (GO): aldehyde dehydrogenase (NAD+) activity
Source: RefSeq, a predicted model, not a curated record
AUGUCCCACAUCUAUUUAAACUCAACCAUGCUCCAACAGUUGAACCACACGGUUCAAGAGUACGUGUCAGAUUGGAUGAGAUCUCAAACGCUUCAUUUUAACAACACUAAGCUUGUUACCGAUUCCACGACUAUGAAAACCAAUUCAACUACUUUUCUCAUCACUAUUGUUGCUGCAUAUAUACUGUAUCGCUGGCUUUUCCCCGCAAUGCAAACACCAACGUCUAAACCUGUGAAGUUCGAGAUUCCACUGCCAGAAGCAGCCCAAAAACACUGGAAGGGAAAAAGAAUGCAUUCAGUGUCUGGCAACUCUACCAAUGGCUCCUCAGAUGACUCUCAGCGGAUUCCAUGUCAUUGUCCCGCAACUGGACAGGUUUUGGGCUCUUUUUCUUCGAUGACAGAGAAAGAUAUCGACGUAUUGGUAUCCAAAGCUGCCCAGGCUCAAAAAGAAUGGCGCAAAACGUCUUUCGAAGAACGUAUCCAAUUUUUGGUAUCUUUACAAGACUAUAUUUUAGCCAACCAAGACGCUAUCGCCCGUGUUGCGUGCAGGGAUUCUGGAAAAACGAUGCUGGACGCAUCGAUGGGUGAAAUUUUGGUUACUCUGGAAAAAGUUCAAUGGAUUAUACAACACGGAAAAAAAGCUUUGCAACCUUCCAAACGCCCAGGUCCUACCAACUUCUUCAUGAAAUGGUACAAAGGGGCCGAGGUGAGAUACGAACCUUUGGGAGUUGUUGGGGCACUAGUUUCGUGGAACUAUCCCUUCCAUAAUUUACUUGGCCCUAUAAUUGCAGCUGUUUUCGCAGGUAACGCAAUAGUCGUUAAGUGCUCUGAGCAAGUGGUAUGGUCCUCAGAGUAUUUCGUCAGCAUUUGUAAAAAAUGCUUAGAAUCUUGCGGCCAAAAUCCAGAUCUAGUACAACUAUGCUACAGUAAUCCACCAACCGCAACUGACAAUACUGCUAACCAUUUUUCGUCUCAUCCGCAGCUCAAACACUUGACAUUUAUUGGUAGUCAACCAGUGGCGCAUCAUGUUCUUGCAGAAGCUUCCAAAAGCCUCACGCCAGUCUGUGUCGAGCUUGGGGGUAAGGACGCUUUCAUUUGUUUAGACUCUGUCAAAGACUUAAAUGCGUUAUCAUCGAUCAUCAUGCGUGGUACGUUUCAAUCCUCUGGGCAAAACUGUAUUGGUAUUGAGAGAGUAAUCGUAAGUGCCAAAAAUUACGACAAAAUGGUAUCUAUAUUAGAGAAGAGGAUUAGCAAACUCAGAUUAGGCUCAGAUAUUGACAAUUUGGAAGAUGUGGAUAUGGGAGCCAUGAUAUCAGACAAUAGGUUUUCACAAAUAGAGGCCUUGAUCGAAAAUGCCGUAAAGCAAGGUGCAAGAUUGCUACACGGAGGGACACGCUAUAAGCAUCCUAAUUACCCACAGGGACACUAUUUCCAGCCCACUCUACUAGUCGACGUAACUCCUGAGAUGGAUAUUGCUCAAAAUGAGGUAUUUGGGCCAGUGCUAACCAUGAUGCGUGGGCAAAACACCGAGGACUGUAUUCGCUUGGCCAACUCCGCUCCCUUUGGACUUGGUGGAUCUGUUUUUGGAAACGACUACACGGAAUGCAAUUAUGUUGCUGACCAACUACACAGUGGUAAUGUUGCCAUCAAUGAUUUUGCCACUUUUUACGUCUGUCAACUCCCUUUUGGCGGUAUCAACGGCUCUGGAUAUGGUAAGUUUGGUGGUGAAGAAGGUCUAACGGGUCUUUGUAAUGCGAAGAGUGUUUGUUACGACAAACUGCCUUUUAUUUCAACUCAAAUUCCGAAACCCUUGGACUACCCGAUCAGGAGCAACCGUGCAGCGUGGAAAUUUGUCAAGAACUUCAACACAGGCUCUUAUACUCGAUCUCUAUGGGUAAGGAUCAGAUCUUUACUAUCUCUGGCCAAAAAUGCCAACUAA